AUGGCGGAUUAUACAGACUUCAAAUUUCCAACAACAAAUACAACAGAUGCUAAUGCCCAUCUUUCUUCUUCUUCAAAUCAACACUUCCCAUCACAAAACGUAGAUUUGCCUUCACUAACAGUGGAUAAAUGCACCGCAAACUGGACAUCACACACUCUUCACACUCUUCAGAUAGAGCCAGUCACAACUGAAGUUUACACUCCAAUGCAAUUGCUUUUAUUUACUUUCAGUAAUACUAUAGAUAAUUCUGCAUCCAAAGAAACAAUUGACAUGUGUAAAAAUUUGAUUAUUAACUCAAGAUGCCCACUCAAUAAAUUAGACAUUGAUGAAUUGGAAAAUUCAGAUACUUUUGAGUGUUUUAGAUUGCUGAUGGAUAAAACUUUAAAUGGACAGUGGUCGCAUAAAGUUGAUUUGUGGAAUAUUUCACCAAACACAUAUGCAGAUAAGCUAGACAAAGUCCAAACAAGAAUUUGCAAAAAAUUUCAAGUACAUGGAGAGUUAUUUGCACAACAGCUAAUAUUAAUGAACAUGGCAAAAAAUAAAACAUCACUCACAAAAUCAAUGUAUGGAAAGCUGUUUGAACAUUUUGCUGGUUUAUUUGGGUUGACAUGCAUAAAUGGUCCUAGUCCCUGUGGAGUACAAAUUGGUGAUAAUGUUGUAACAUCAAGCCAAGAUAUUAUUUUCCCAGAUCUUGUCAACUCAGAUGAGACCAGUGAGGACAUGAAUGUUAUUGCAGUGUGUCAGGUAACUGAUGAAUUUCAAGCUGUACAUGUUAGUAAUGAUGUUGCAAAACCUGUAAAUUGUGGAUGUAAAAAGAAGAAGUCAGAAAUACUUGUAAAACAUUUAAAUGACAAUCUGAUUAGUCAACAUGGGGGAGACUUAUUAGUACAUAAACCUCUAUCAAAGUACAAUGGAAUUCUGGGAAUUAUUGUUCAGAAAACAUUUGUUACUUUUGUACAUUUUCGUUGUGAUCAAGUGCAGUUUGAAAGAAUACAAAGGAAAGAGGAUGAUUUUGCCAGUAAACCAGUAAUAUUCUUUAGCAGACCAUAUAAUUAUUUGAAACCUGAUGACAGAAAUGAACUUAUAGAACCAUUUUUGAGACUAGGUUUUCUUCAGUUUAGUCGGUAUCAUUAAGGUACACCCUAUAUAUUGUAUUUAGUGAUCACUUGAGAAAUGUUA
Mytilus trossulus (common blue mussel) is the source of this 1179-nucleotide messenger RNA. RefSeq lists its product as uncharacterized. Lineage: Eukaryota; Metazoa; Mollusca; Bivalvia; Mytilida; Mytilidae. The transcript has 5 exons. The record is from RefSeq and is a predicted model, not a curated record. The coding region runs from base 1 to 1134 and encodes 377 amino acids.